UUUUCUUUUUUUUCUUUUUUUUCUUUUUUUGAGGAGAUAAGUAACCUGACAAAGGUUAUUGGAAUGGACUUUAUCUCCCAAUAGUUGGGAGUUUUUAUAAAAAACCACAUCUUGUGUUUGAAUUGUGGCUGAGAGAUUUCCUUGGAAGUGUGAGGAGGAAAAUUCUUUUUGUCUCAUUAUUAUUAAUUCAUGGAUUGAGUGUUGAUUCGACCUACAGGCGUAAUAGAUUGGAACUCAUUGAAGACACAGACCUUCCUAUUCAGAGCUUCCAUCUAAUGAUUACAUUUUAAAGACGAUUUCUGUGAUUGAGUUGACUUUUGGAAGAUUAAACCCAUUUCAAGAGGGCCUUGCCUUGAGGAAACAGUGGCUUAUUCUUAAGAAGCCACUUGUAAUCAAAGGAUCGGCCCAGCAUGCCUAAUCAAGGAGAAGACUGCUAUUUUUUUUUCUAUUCCACGUGUACCAAAGGUGACAGCUGUCCUUUCCGUCACUGUGAAGCUGCACUAGGAAAUGAAACAGUUUGCACAUUAUGGCAGGAAGGCCGCUGUUUUCGACAGGUGUGCAGGUUUCGGCACAUGGAAAUUGAUAAAAAACGCAGUGAAAUUCCAUGUUACUGGGAAAACCAUCCAAUGGGAUGUCAAAAACUAAAUUGCGCUUUCCAUCACAACAGAGGGCGCUAUGUUGAUGGACUGUUUCUACCUCCAAGCAAAACUGUGUUGCCCUCUAUGAAUGAGUCAGCAGAGGAGGAAGUGAAGACAAGCCAACUCCCAGUUCAGCAGAACAAACUGUCUGUCCAGUCUAAUCCCUCCCCUCAGCUGCGAAGUGUUAUGAAAGUGGAAAGUUCCGAAAAUGUCCCGAGCCCAACACAUCCUCCAGUUGUGAUCAAUGCUGCAGAUGAUGAUGAAGAUGAUGAUGAUCAGUUUUCGGAGGAAGGUGAUGAAGCCAAAGCACCUCUCUUACAACCAACUCCAGAAACUCAUAAUGGAUUACGUGUGGCUUCUGUCCGGAAUCCUGGAAUCAAUUUAAAGCAAGGUGAAUGUUUGAAUUUUGGAAUAAAAACUCUUGAAGAAAUUAAGUCCAAGAAAAUGAAAGAAAAAUUUAAGAAGCCAGGUGGCGAAGGUUCUUCAGGAGGAUCCAGUCUUCUACAACCUCAGCCCAUCCCAGGUCCUGAAAAAGAGAAUGUUCGGACUGUGGUGAGGACAGUAACACUGUCCCACAAACAAGGUGGUGACUGUGCUCCCUUGAAACGCAGCCUGGCCCAGAGGCUAGGGAAGAGAAUUGAAACUUCAGAAACAAACACUGACAAAAUACCAAAGAGAGUUCAAGUCUCCAAAUCUUUAAAGGAGCGACUAGACUUGUCAGUUUGUCCAGACAGUGAAGCAGCAGCAAGAGCUACUAAGAUUACUGAAAUCCAUGUGAAGACAUUAGAAGAAAUACUUCUUGAAAGGGCCAUUCAAAAGCGUGGAGAAUUGCAAACUAAACUCAAAACAGAAGGACCUUCAAAAGCCGAUGAAUCGGCUUCAGGAACAAGAAGUUCCUCCACUGUCCGCAUCAAAACCUUCUCUGAGGUUCUGGCUGAAAAGAAACAUCGGCAACAGGAGGCAGAUAGACUAAAAAGCAAAAAGGAUGUGACAUUAUCUAAGGUCAACAAAGGACAAUUAGAGGAGUUUUCAGGCAGGACCAAGUCUAUAGAGGAGGUACAUAUCAAGACUUUGGAGGAAAUUAAACUGGAGAAGGCACUAAGGAUCCAACAGGGUUCUGAAAGCUGCACCACCUCCCCAUCUCAGCCUGAGGCUGCUCAUGGGACAAGGAGGCUUCUCCGAGUCACAAAAAAACCAGGUGUAAAAGAAGAAAGGAAACUGCAGGAAGAAAACGAAGUUGCUUCUCAGAACGCUAUACCUAGAACAGAGGCUAAAGAGACUUCAGAUGAUACCACAGAGAUUGGUAUUGCUAAAAUUCAAGUCAAGAGAUGUGAGACCACAGAAGAUAAACAUAUGCUAAACCAGCCAGAGAAGGGAGUAUCACAGGAGGAAAUGGAGGUUCUGACUCCCCUUCAGGGAGACAUAGGCUCUUGCAAUACCCAAGUAGCUGAGGACCCUGUUGUCCCUCCUGUGGCGGGCUCUUCGAGGCACCUGCCAAAGCGACCAGCCAUGAAAUCCCAGAAGAUGGAGGUAGAAACCUCACAGACUGGGGACUCCAUAUUGAAUGUAAAGAUUACAGGACAGGCCUUGGAAAAAAAGGGUAAAGCUAAACCCAAAGUGAAUGUGAAACCAUCUGUGGUCAAGGUUGUUUCCAAAGUGGCUCCCAAACGAAAGGCAUCAGAGAUCCACCCUGCUGCUAUCGCGGCUGUGAAGCCACUUAGCUCUAGUUGCACCACGGAAGAGAUUCCAGCCAAAAAAGCAGCUUUGGCUGUUGUCCCAAUUCUUUCUGAGGAUAAACCAGUCAUUGUGCACGAGACUGAAACUUCCAGAGACAGUCCUGCUGUACUGCCGCCAACCCAGUCCUCUUCGGUUCCUUCCCCACCGGAGGAAGAAUCUGGCCCUUCCUCUUCCCAAAUGGCCACCAAAACUCGCCGACUCAGCUCCACCUCAGUAGGAAAGCCUCCACUCUCCGUAGAAGAUGAUUUUGAGAAAUUAAUAUGGGAGAUUUCAGGAGGCAAAUUAGAAGCAGAGAUCGACUUAGAUCCUGGGAAGGAUGAAGAUGACCUUCUACUUGAGCUAUCAGAAAUGAUUGAUAGCUGAA
Suncus etruscus (white-toothed pygmy shrew) is the source of this 2739-nucleotide messenger RNA. It is a transcript of the gene ZC3H11A, whose product is annotated as zinc finger CCCH-type containing 11A. The record is from RefSeq and is a predicted model, not a curated record. Gene Ontology annotation, molecular function: metal ion binding. Lineage: Eukaryota; Metazoa; Chordata; Mammalia; Eulipotyphla; Soricidae.